Molecule: messenger RNA, 945 nt
Organism: Racocetra persica
Lineage: Eukaryota; Fungi; Glomeromycota; Glomeromycetes; Diversisporales; Gigasporaceae
Source: the annotation of a GenBank genome assembly
CCAAACUAGCCGUAAACCCACCGUCAUUACCGUACCAACAUACGAAGAAGUUGAGGCCAAUGUACCAAAGUCAUUAUACAUAUCUCCACUUCCAAGACCUUUAAAGCCAAUUCCUCCACCUGAGCCAAUUCCCGGUGCUACAGUACUUCUUCGAGCUUGUGCUGCACGAUUGGAUAAAGAACGAUGGCAUAGCUCAUCUAAUCCAAAGUCUGCACCCACCUGGGAAAAAUAUAUUAGGUUGCAUAAUCAUUCAACCGGUAGUGUUAUGCGCUCUUCUAUUCGUCGAAAUACGGGUAACUUAGUAAAGAAAAGGAUUACCACACUGCAGACAUUUGACAAUACAGAUAAAACUACAGAUAAAACAGUGCCAAAUUUUAAAAGGGUAUUUAUUAGAAGGUGGUUUGAUAAAGACAAACAAAAUGAUAAUGAUGAGGACUCUAUCGACGGGAAUGACGAUGAAUGCUUUAUUGAACCAAACGAAAAGUAUCCUAAUGACACAAAUGAUUUCGAUCAUCCAGUCGAAUUAGAUAAAGAAUACCCUAACGACAUAAAUGAUUUUGGUCAUCCUAUUGAAUUAGAUGAAGAAAAUCCUAAUGACACUAGCGACUUCGAUCGUCCUAUUGAAGUGGACGAAAACGGGUUUACGAAUAACACUUCAAUAAUACAAAAAAAUAAUGAUAUACGCGUGGAUGAUUUUUCAGACCACACCGAUUUUAGGGAUAAACCCUAUAGUAAUUCUUUGCAAGAAAUUCAAGAAGAGAAUGAUUAUUGUGAUGAACAUUUUGACAGAAGCUCCAGAGAUGGAGAUGAACUACCAAAUAAACGCAAAAGAUUAAUAUAUGAAACAAGUAAUACAGUGAUUCCAAAUAGCUGUGACGACAACGUCGAAUCAAUUGAACAAAUAAACGACGCAGAACACGAAAUCAUCCGGUUAAGAAAGAGAAG